UGUGUUCUGUCACUGUAACGCUGCCUGUCAGACACCGUGUUUAAACAGCUGCCUUUCCGGAACAGGGGCGGAGGACCUUCCACUCUGGCCAGAUCGCGCUGUAAAUGCGGCCAACACGGGGGGGGGGGAGGGCCAGGGGUGGACUCCGCGUUCUGCUCUCCGGCAACACCGCCAUCCUGCCUAGCAACAUGAAGGAGUAUGUAGCGUAGCGCUCUGCCUCCGCUGCAGCUAGAGCGGCUCCCCAGCCCCGCUCGUGCGGCGCGGCGCGGCUCAGACUGCAAUCGCGCGCUACGCCACGCCAACAAAGACCAGACAAAGCUGUUCCUCUAGAAAUAGAGGGAGGAAGGAAAACUGUUUAUCUCAGAAGCCUGUGGACUACAGAUACAAGGAAGAUUCGAGGUGGGGAGACGGAGGGAGGAAAAAGCAUAACCGAUCACUGUAUGGAUGGAAUGCGGGGAAGCCGGGAUGGGGGGGGGCGCGUGACGGUGGACAGAAGAGCACAAGCUUUGGCGGUUCUGACGACGGCAGUAAUGGCGUGCCAGACGGUGAGCGGCUGCGGCAGCCUUUCCCCACCGCGAUGAGCAGCUCCAGCCUGAGAUGACCAUGGUGCACGCCAUCUGAAGACCCAGAGAUUCUUAUGCGGAUACACUGAGGCAUGAACGGCUGACGUGCGGGAAAUAUUGCAGUGAGGGGGUCCAGAGGCUUAUGUGCAGGAUGUGUCAGCUGCCCCACUACUGCACUGGGGGCCCAAGGAGCUGCCACUGCCGAUGAGGCCAACGGAGCUCAAGAUGCACAUCUGAUUCCAAUUAACGUGAGCACAGCGCGGCGGAGCGCUUCGCGUCUGCAUCAUGCAGUGGAGGCGGCGACACUGCUGUCUGAUCAAGAUGACCUGGAACGUCAAGAGGUCACUCUUCCGCUCCCACGUGGCCGGCCUGCUCUCCCUCGCCUCCCUGGUGGGCGUCGUCGUCCUCUUCAGCCACCAGGACUGGCUCCUAGGUAGGAGCGGCCGGAGGGAAAACCCGGUCGCCUACACGGUGCGGGGCGGUUUCCGCUCACAGAAGAGCGAGACCAACCAGAGCGCGCUGAGGGGCAUCUGGAAAGAUUCCCUCCCCAUGCCCCCCAAGAUGGCGGCCAACAGCAGCUCUCACCAGGCUGAGGCAGGGGGGUCCCUGCAGGGGGUGACGGGCCUGGAGAACUCCCUGAGCGCCAACGGUAGCCUGAACGGGGAGUCGGGGCCGGGAGGCCGCUUCAUAGCACAGCCGUUCCGCUACAUCAUCAACGAGCCCGACAAAUGCCUGGACAGGAAGCCGUUCCUGGUGCUCCUGAUCGCGGCGGAGCCUGGCCAGACAGACGCCAGAAACGCCAUCAGGCAGACCUGGGGCAACGACAGCGUGGCCUCCGGCUUGGAUUUCGUACGGCUGUUCCUCCUGGGACUGGGGAAGAACCGCAACUCCUACCAGCAGCGCUCCAUCGAGGAGGAGAGCAGGCAGCACCAUGACAUCAUCCAGCAGGAGUACAUGGACACCUACUACAACCUAACCAUCAAGACCCUGAUGGGGAUGAACUGGGUGGCCACACACUGUCCGCACACAGCCUACGUCAUGAAGACAGACAGCGACAUGUUCGUCAACACAGACUAUCUCGUUCAUAAACUGCUCAAGCCAGACCUUCCACCAAAACAGAACUAUUUCACGGGCUACCUGAUGAGAGGCUACGCCCCAAACCGGAACAAAGACAGCAAGUGGUACAUGCCGCCUGAACUGUACCCGAGUGAGCGGUACCCGGUCUUCUGCUCUGGGACCGGCUAUGUGUUCUCCGGCGACUUAGCCCAAAAGAUCUACCGGGCCUCUCUGAGCAUCCGGCGCUUGCACUUGGAGGACGUCUAUGUAGGGAUUUGCCUAGCCAAGCUGCGUAUUGACCCCGUGCCCCCCCCCAAUGAGUUUGUGUUCAACCACUGGCGCGUCUCCUACUCCAGCUGCAAGUACAGCCAUCUGAUCACGUCCCACCAGUUCCAGCCAAACGAGCUCAUCAAGUACUGGAACCACUUGCAGAGCAACAAGCACAACGCAUGCGUCAACGCGGCCAAGGAGAAAGCGGGUCGGUACCGGCACAGAAAGCUACACUGGAUGGUGGGCCAGUGAUCGACGGAGGGAUUCUGCAAGACUGGCACACUUUGGGGGGUCACUGUGAGGCGGGACAGACCAGCACACACCCGUUUUGCUAUCGUGUACAGUAUGAACUGACAAUAUUUUUUCAAUUUAACAGAUGUUAUGUACUGCAAAGCUGUAAUUAAUUGAGGAAAAUAUUAAAAAAUGGAAGUACGAAAAUUUAUUAUUGUGCAGUAUUGAGCAUGCACAAGUGAUUAAACUUUACCAGUUGCCAAUAAAAGUAUGACAUCAGAUGUGUUUAA
Messenger RNA from Paramormyrops kingsleyae, 2410 nucleotides. Its product is annotated as beta-1,3-galactosyltransferase 2. NCBI's taxonomy places the organism in Eukaryota, Metazoa, Chordata, Actinopteri, Osteoglossiformes, Mormyridae. Gene Ontology annotation, biological process: protein O-linked glycosylation. Gene Ontology annotation, cellular component: Golgi membrane. Gene Ontology annotation, molecular function: N-acetyl-beta-D-glucosaminide beta-(1,3)-galactosyltransferase activity. The record is from RefSeq and is a predicted model, not a curated record.